This is a messenger RNA of Lymnaea stagnalis (great pond snail), 12245 nucleotides long. NCBI's taxonomy places the organism in Eukaryota, Metazoa, Mollusca, Gastropoda, Lymnaeidae. The record is from the annotation of a GenBank genome assembly.
UUUAGACCGGAAAAGACUUGUAUUAGUUCUUUUCACUUCAGCCUCUAUUUGGCAACUAACCUGUGUAAGCUUCUGUCGUAAUUAUUUUGUUAAAACACACGUUUUUAAAAUUGUUUUAUGUAAUUAAACAUGUUUUCAGACAAAUAUGUUCUAUGUAAUUAAAUUUAAAGUGUAAAGAAAUAUAAUUAAUGUUCCAUUAUUGAGUAUUAGAAUUAAUUGUAUAUGUCAACCUGUUAUCGAUAACCUUAAUGCAUUGCAUGCACGUGGUUUGCUGUUGGUUAACUCCGGAUGCUAAAACUUCUUUUUAUAAACAAAUAUAUAGAAACUUCAAAAUAAAAUGAAAUUGGAUCCCUUCAUUUAAUGUAAUGGGUACGUUAAAUAUUUAUAUUUGGUGAUUUAAAUUAUCUACUGCAUCAGAAGACAGUAAGUUCAGUUCAAAAAUCUUUUUUCAGGUUUGAUGUGCUUUUUUAAAACUGGGCUUUUCUUUUUUCUUUAUUUACAAUAUAUAUUUUUUAAAAAUUGCUUUAAAUAUGUCUUUUAAAUUUCAGCUUGAAUAUCAAAUAUCUAGACAAUUUAUAAAAAAGAAACAUUUUAAUGAUUUAAUGUAUGAAAAGAAUCAGAAUAUGUAAGCUGAGUUUGUAGGUACUUGGGUAAAAUUUUCAAAAUGAAUUUAUAGCUUUAAGAGCUAGUUGGUUAGAUAGGGCCUGAAAAUGCAAUUCAUUGCUACCAGAUUUAUGUUCGUAGGUCAAUUCUAAAGAAAGUUAUGAUUUUUUUCGUGAAUUAUUUAGGGAUAACUCUGUUAAUUGAGACAUAUAGGAAAAAUAUAAAAGUGACUAAAAUAAAAAUUGGGAAGAGAGUUAGGAGAGAUGUUAAAAAAGAGCAGUAAAUUGAAGUUAUUUAAUGAAGAAAACCAUAACAAACCAUAUAAAUCCGUGAUCGUCGUAACAUCCAAACAGAUAAUAAAUUAAUAUAAUAAAUUCUACGGUACGCAAGAUAAGCUCAUUAAUAUUCAAAAUGGCCGUACAAUUUCCAUGUGUCAUAUUUGAAUAUGAACAUAACAUGAACAAUUUUCUUCAAAAUAUAGGGUCAUGUAUAUCAAAUUGUUCGUAUUAAAAAGGGGAAAAAUAAGUAGCACAUGGACGAGUGAACCAAUGUGUCCAUUAAGAAAUUUAAUUUAUUUUAUAUCUCCGAUAGCAAAUCAAUAUCCGAUAUUAAAUGUACUAUAUGUAUAUUAUAGUAGGAGUUUUUUUUGCAUAUGGGCGGGGUAUCUUUCAAUUCUAUCUUCUGUUUGCUAAGUGUAGCAUUAGCUUUUCAUAGAAUCCCUACACUUAAAAAAGAAUUGUGCUGCUUCAACUAUUGCCUACAAAUUGCUUAUAUGAUUAACAUUAUGAAGUCAAUGUCAUUGGAUAGGCCGUUAAAAAAAUAAACAAAAGUAUUUUUGUGUGUGUGAAUCAUUUCAAAGUAUCAAUUCAUCUAAAUAAUAAACAAAUCUUAAUUUUAAGUCUAUUAUGAAGAUAAAAUAAACUUUUCUUCUUAUUUCCAUGCUACAAAUGUGUCAGGUAGCUUAGACCAAACUCCCUAAUAGGCCUAUUAUAUGGGAGUGGAAGUUUCACUAUUUAAAUAAAGAAAUACAAUUAAAUAUCUAUUCAUAUGUCUUCUUUGUUAAUAAUAUUAACCUCAAAUAACUUAAAAUAGUGCUUUUAACAUUGUUUAUUAUUCAGAUUACUUAAGAUUUAAAAAUGAUUUGCUGAGGUGGAUUCGGCCAUCUUGAAAAUGAUAUCCAGGGAGGAAACAACCAUGUGGUGACUGAAAAUUUAAUAAAAUCGUUAGGGUAGGUUGGGGGGACUUUUAAUUUGUUCAUUCUUGUAGAUAAUUGGAUGCUCUAAACUGUGGUUAUCAUGAAAUUGAGUCUGGUGGAGUCUCUGCGAAAUAUUAAAUAGUACACUUAGCUUAAUUUAACUUGAUAUAUAUUUUUGUUUUUCAAACGUGAUUGAAAAUCUGAAGACACUGUAUUAUUCAGCUUCCAAUUCUCUUUAAAAUGAUAUAUCACACUACCUAUUAAAUAGAGAAACAACCACAAAACACAUUUUUUUCCAAUGCAUAUGCAAUGUUUAUAUUAUAUUUUGAAGUGGACAAAAAGUUGAACAAGGGGCACGUAACUCUGCAAAUAUUUGACACUAGCAGAAAACUGGUUUACCCAAGUACCUAGAGUUUGACAUAACCAGGGUAAUAAUGAAAAUGAGGGCAAGGGAAUAAGUCGAAUAAGUGAUAAGAGUGGGCAAUGGGGCUGGUGACAUACUUUCUGUUUGUGCGCAUCCACAUAUUUUCUACAUUCUUUUUGUAGACACGCAUGUUUCACUCUCCACUGCCUACGAUGGUAUUUUCAGUAAAAUUUUAUUACAUAAUUUGACACAAUUAAAAUAUUGUCCGAUUGCCAUGAAUGAUACAUCAUUUUAAAGGGCUAGCUAUAAUUAUAAAUGUGUAAAUGCAGACAGAUGUAGCCAUGACAUUGUAUCACAUGGCCGCCAUCUUGGUUGCCGCAACCCGUGAACUUUGACUGGUUCAUGGGUUGCCUCAACCAAGAAAAAUAAAUAAUAAAACAUCCUAAACCUAACCUGGGUAUUGUCCCUAACCCGAACCCUGAAUCUAACUCAAAUCCUAAAACUAGCCCUAAAGCCGCAAGUAAAAAAAACACAUGGCAUUUUCACACUGGCAAGAAAACUAUGAAAAUUAACAAAAACAAUUUUUAAAAUGGCCACAUAUUAUUAUAAAAUAAAGAAAUAAUGAAUACCCAACUUACAGUUUCAUAUCAUACACUUUUACACACUUUGGUUCAGGUUUCACCGAAAAGAAUACCCAUAAAAUGAAUAAAACAAUGCAUGUCUAUGGCCCCAAUUAGUUUCAAAGAUGGCGGAACAACUAAAAUAUUAUUAUUAAUCAACCAAUGAAAUUUUAACAUAUAAUUAAUUAACCAAUAAAAAUGUAAUCAAAACAUGGCAUUGUCAUAUUAAGGAAAGUGUAACUCUUAUUAACAAAAAAAUAAGUUGAGUGUCAUCCUAAAUCUCUUUGCAUUACCCUAGAAAUGGGCUUCUUUUUAUUUUGUUGCAAUUUGACCUUAAGUAAUUGUAAUUUUUAUAAUGUUUUGUGAAGUAAAAUGUAGUUUUUAAAAUAUUUUGGGAUACUUAUCGGUCAGGCUGAUGAUGUGUUACAUUGUAUAUAGAUUUAGAGCAGACCUGUUCAUUCUUAUGAUUUUGAGGUGUAUACACGUUUGAACGAUUUUGUGAUAUGGUACGAUUUUAAGAGUAUGAGGGUAAACAGGUCUGAUAGAGAUUCUCCCAUAUCAACUUCCGUCAUCUGUGUGGUAUUUUUAUUUAUUUAUUUAGGCAUUUUUUAAAAAAUUCUUUUUUUUUAGCGCUUACCUUACAGCUCUAAGCGCUUUACAGCAUGGUAUAUUAUGCAUAGGCAGCUUCUCCUAUCCAAAAUCAGCCUAAAUAGAGAGGAAGAGAGUCCUACCACAAAUGUUUGCAGAACAUCAUAUCAAUCUUCAUUUAACUUCAGUUUUUCAUUUAAUAAACUUUACUUUAUUUAGUAGAACUUUUAACUUUUUAGGUCUAGUACUUCUCUCAUCAUUCUUAUCUCUAUUUUGUUUUGUAGGUGUCGUUACCCUCUAAACACUAAAGAUGUCCGGAGGUCUAGAAGUGCUCAACCUCAAGGAAGAGGAUAUGCUAAAGUUCCUUGCAGCUGGUGUGCAUUUGGGGUCAACUAAUGUUGAUUUUCAGAUGCUUCAGUAUGUUUUCAAAAGGAAACCUGAUGGUAACUGUUUGGAAUUCUGUAUUGUGUAAAUAAGUGAUAUGCCUAAUUAUGCUCUUUGGGAUUUAACAUGCAAGAGAGCGGGUCUAUAGAAUUUAGGCCCUACUUUUUUUUUCGAAAUUUUAACAGCAUAAGUGCUGGGCAGUGAUGCAUUAGUCUUGUACUCAUUGGGAUAUCUAGAGAUCGGGUAUAUUAUUUUAUUUUUUGUGUGGUUAAAAUAAGAAUUUCCUUGCAUUUAUAUUAUGGCUUAGAACACAAGUUCCCAAUCAUUGAAUUGGAACCCUCAAAUGAGAUUAGGAAGGAUUUUGUGAAGACUUGUUGGCAAAAACAUUACUGCACAGACCUGUUACCUCUUACAAAUUUUGCUUACAAAAAAUGUUUUUGAGAUAUCUUUUAUGAUUGUACGCAGAGACCCGUCAGAACUAUGAUUUUAAGAGACGGGAUUGAAAAUAUAUAAGUUCCUGUAGUUUUUUUUCCUUGGUUAUUUAAAAAAAGCUGAAAAGUAAAUUUUCGCUUGUUACUUUAAACUCACAUUUGCAUUCUACAUCCAGCAGUGAACGUAUCAAAUAAUGCUAUUGGUUUGGGGCCAUCUAUAAGUAUGUCACGCUUGCCCUAAGAAGGGAAUGGAGUAAUAUUGAAUUAGAGAUUUUCCAAAGAACGUGGGGGGGGGGGGGGGGGGUUGAUCUAAAUAUUUAAAUCUAUAAAAUUAACACAGCAACAUUUUCAUUGUGAUUGGGGGCUUGGUAGAAAGUACAUCUUCUUUCUUAUGCCUUUUUACCCCACAAGAAUUUUCCAUUCAUCAUUGGUCCUGUGCGUUCCUUUUCAGUUGCUUUCAGGUGUAUCCCAUAUUUUGCGUGUCUGAAUCUAGCUUGUGUCUCAGUGUAUUCUUUGGCCUUCCUCUCUUUCUUUAUCCCUGUGGAUUUCAUGUUAGAGACUGUCUGGUGAUGCUAUCGUGGGGUUUUCAGAGUGUUACCUAUCCAUCUUCUCUUAUGAUGUAUUGGAGUAAGUCCUUUCUAUUAGGUAUUUUGCCAUUUGAUAUGUUCAGGAUCUGUUUGGUUCUGGUAGGGUAAUUUGCUGAAUCCAUGUACUGGCAUAUGUGCAAUGGUUGGGGAAGUGAUCUUUCCAAGGCAUGUAUUUAUGAAGGUCUGUACUUUCUGCGUAAUGCUCGCUGUUGUUUUCCAAGUUUCAGCCCCAUACAGUGGAACUGUUUAGACAUUAGUGUUAGAGAUUCUGACUUUGGUUUGCAGCUUCAGCUCCUUCUACUCCCAUAUUUUCUUUAAUAGCACAAAUGCUGAUCUGGCUUUUCCAAUUCUGGCACCUUAAUGUCGAUGGUGCUGCCAAAGUAUGUGAAGGGUUUCAUUUCUUCCAGUGGCGCUCCUGCCAGAGAGAUAAGCUCUUGGUUGGCUGAGUUUACCUUCAUGAUCUUCGUCUUGCUUUCAUUUAUAUCGAGUCUGAGCUGCGAGAAAGUACAUACAUUAUUUUAAAUUUUCGACAAUAUUCAUCCUGUAAGUCCAGAAACUGCAUAUUUAUAUGUCGUAUGCUGUUAAAAGGUCUCGCAAUGUUUAUAGCAUCAUGGUCAAAAUUGUGCCUUAUAUUUUCACAAAUGAACUUGCUAGAUAUGCUUAGAUAGUUGUAGAGGUAUUACAGUAAUAUUUAGUCCACCAUAUGUACCGUUAUUUUCUAUAGCUUGAGCAUAUAGCAUAGUUUUUAACUCUGUUGACAAUAUUUUUAAACUUUAACUUUGUGUUUUAAAAACUUAAGUUUAGGGUAGAGAAUUAGACAAGUAUUUUUAUGAUUUAUUUUUUUCCCAACUUAUAACCUAUUAUUUCUUAGAAAUGAAGUUUAGUAUUUACUAGUUGGUUUUAGCUUUGUUGUCAAGGCUGAAACCAAAAUUGUUAUCUUAAUCCAACCAUUUUUUUGCUUUCCCUUCAGGAAUUUACAUUGUAAAUUUGAAGAAGACUUGGGAAAAGCUGCUUCUUGCAGCGCGUGCUAUUGCAGCCAUUGAAAACCCAGCUGACAUCUGUGUCAUUUCUGCACGUCCAUAUGGUCAAAGGGCUGUGCUCAAAUUUGCUUCCUCAACUGGGUCCACUCCUAUUGCUGGUCGCUUCACACCUGGUACUUUUACCAAUCAGAUCCAGGUAAACUGUUCAAGAGGGGGCUGUAUGUUUCCUAAUAUCGACCUUAUAUUUAUUUUAACUUAGCUUUAAUCGCUGUGUUUUUUUUUCUUAUUUGAUUGUUAAUAGGUUCUAAAUGAUUAUGGCAUACAAUGUGCGAUUUUGAGAUGCCUGUUACGUUUGUGCGCCGAGACCAAUCAUACCUACAAUUUUAAGAGACUGGAUUGAGAAUAUUUCAAUUCCUGUAGUUUUCCGAUUCAAAUGAAAAUAAUUAAUUUAAAAUUACAUUUUCGGUUGUUAGUUUUAACUAACAUUUGCAUUCUACAUCCGGCUAUGAAUAGGUACCCCAAACCAAAUUUUCAAACUAAACCAAUAACAUUUUUGAGUGUUUAAGAUGCAAGAUCUAAGAAUUCUAAGCAUGUGGACAUUUAAUUUAUGACCAUUAUUAAGAAAGUUAUGCUAUUUUAAAUUUUUUUCCUCAGGUUACCUUUUAUGAAAUGACAAAGACCCAUAUUCAUGAGUCAUUAUCUUAAAAUGUAUGUCACCUGCACUCAUUUCCUUUACAAUAUUUACACAAUACUAUACAGAGAACAAACACAAUUUUUUUCAAGAGUAUGGGAAAUCAAACUUUUGUAAUUUAUUGUCGUAAAGAUGGUAUUUUGUAAAAUUUUCAAAUUUUACCAAGGGAGGCAAAAAAUCACAAAAAUUACCUAUUUUUAAAAAUUCACCAAAAAUGUUGUAAUUUACUCAUAAACAUCAUUGAUAUAUCAAUUUAAAAGAGAAUCAAAGAUCUAUACAAGUAUGCAAACAAGAAGUACUUUAGCCCAACACAUAUUUGACAAAUAGCGAAAUGGUCAAGGGGUGGUAAUUUAUUUCACACUUUUUACACAUUUUUAAAAUUAUAAAAAAAAUAAUAAAUAGCAUACUAUAUGUAUGAAAUCUCUUAUAAAGUGAAGAUAAUAGUAGUCUUCAUAUAAAAUAAGCAUACCUGACACCAUAAAAUAACCAUAGAAUAAUUUAAACAUUUGACAAAAGUAGUGUACAAAAAUGUUAUUUUUUUAAAUUUUCUUUUUCGAAGCUUGACUUAAAAUCCAAAGGACACAAUAUAAAACAAGAUAAUAUAUAUUUUACAACUCUUUGAUUUAACAUUAGGAAAUACACUAGAAAAAAAUGUGCAAAUUCGUAACUACAGACUGGAUGGGUACAUCACUUUAAAAAAUCAAUUUACAUACCGGCAUUACUUUCUUCUGAAAAUGCAUUUUGAGUAAAUUAGAUAUAUGGAUAAUAUCAUCACUUAAUUUUAAGUUAUUAGAUUUAGUAAUAAGCUUCAUUAGAAUAGAAAAAUAAUAUCAAUGCCACCAUUCAAAAAGUACCGGUAAUUCAAUGUAGAUUUGUCUGUAGAUUUUAAAAAACAACCUUUGUAAAAAUCAAUAAAACAGACAUUUAGUACUCCCUCUGACUUAACUGACUGUGCUGUUGACACUUCAAGUGUAAAGUUGAUUAAUCUCUUUGUUACUCCAAAAGAAGACUCAUGAAAUCUAUACUGGGUAUCCAAAGUUUGGCUUAGGAAAACUGUCAUGUUCAAAUCUUUGUGGUCAAUCAAUUCCCUCAGAACUUUUUCAACCAUGGGUCAGAUCUUAAAUCCUUCUUGGAUUUGAGCAAACCAGGAUUCCAGCUAAAAUAGGAAUUAAAAACGAAAUGCAUGAACAUAUUUAGUUUUGAACAAGGAUACUAUUACUUUAAAAUUAAAUAGUUGCAAUAAGAAGUUAGUGUUAUGAUCUUAACUUUUUACUGCCUUUAAUAUCCCUACGCAACAAAACUCACCAUACCAUAAAGCUCAACACCAUGAACCAACUUCACAACCUACAACUCACAAAACAUUCUUCCCCUAUCAAACAUUCAGGCUUCUAAUUCUACAUCUAGUUUAAAAACAGUAAGUACCUGCUCCCAUGACAUGAUGUGUAAUUUGCUUCACAACAGAAGCAAUGGUAACGGCAACAGUGUGUUGUCUAUAAUAAGAUGGGGCAAAGCUAUCUUCUUCCUAUUCCAUUAGCCAGGAAUGUUUUUGUAAGGCAUCAUACAGUUCACCAGCCAGCUAUAGAAUAUAGAAUACACACAAUUUAUAAGUUGAAACAUUUUGACAGCUUUUUUCCUUCAAAUUUCAAUUUAAUUAAAUAUUGCUAGUGUGGACAUGACAUUAUAUAUAUAUGUAUAUAUAUAUUAUAAAUAUAUAUUUAUAUAUAUAACAAACUUAAAAUGUUAAAUUAUAUAUAUUAAAGUUAGUUAUAAUAAGCAAUCUUCAUUUAUUACUCUUAAGUCUUAGAGCACCACCACUCAACUUUUCAUUUUGAAAUUGUUUUCAUUACCAACGCAAAAAAAAUGUCACGUGACCCUUUCUUAAACUUAAAUUGCACGUAGUAACACAAUAUUUUUAUAAAAAAUAUUCAAAAAUAAUAAUAAUUUGAAGUAUCAUCUACAACUUAAAGUAUUAUUUUGUUUGAUAAAAUAACGAGGAAAAAAUAGAUUCAAAUUUAAAGAUGGGUGGGGUCAAUUUACUUCAUGGUGCUGAAAUGGCCGUAAAAUUCGCGAAGUGGGGGUAAACACAAAAGUCAGUAAAAUAAUAAUAAUAUUGCAAACAUACAUGCAAAAAGCAUAUGAACGGAAUUUUAAACCAAUAAUACACCAUAUUAUUUAGGUUUUACAUACCUGCUAAGCGUAGAAGAUCCGAUAAAGCGCAAUUUUCUGUAUCGACUGUCGAGUGAGUCGGCCAUUUUUUGAGCUUCAGUCCAUGCCGCGAUAGAUCGGUAAAAGGAAAAUUUAGAGGUUCUGUUUGGGAAAUUGCUGCGGUCUCGCGAUACUUCAUAUUUUACCAUUGUUUUCGUAUUUUUAUGUAGAAAUGGACCAGCAAUCUGCCCAUAUAAAUUAAAUAGCUGAAUUGGUCUUAAAUCCUAUAGAAAUCUCAGAAAAUUAUCAUUUUUUUACAUUUCUAGUGUAUUAAAUACAACUUUAUAAAUACUAGCUUAAAGGUUAUUCACUGCUGCAUGCAUUAGACACAAUUCUGAGGUCAUUCUAUAAAUAGCGGCAAAGCUAAACGCGAUUGCCACCGAGGGGGGUAAAAACGAUCUUUUAAAAUACCGCUAAAACUCGAUGCGGUGAUGUUUUUCAAACCACAAAAAAAAUUAUUUUACUAACACCAAUAGAAAAACAAACAUCAUAUUCUUAAAGUGCUUGAAUCGAUCUUUUAAAUGGUAUCAUUUUUAUUAGUAUGCAUGUUACAAUUGUAAGAAAAUAUGUUGAUGGAAGUUGUCUAAAAUGUAAAAAAAAACACUGCUUCUCAGCGGUUUGGAGUACCUACUAUGAAUGGUUCGAAAAAUACGAUUGGUUGGUGACAUCUAUAUUUUUAUUACGUUUGCCCUGAAAGGGAAAUGGAGUGGUGUUGAUUUUGUGUAUGGGUGUGUGAAGGGGGCGGGGGUCUAAAUAAAUAGUAAAUAUUAGUCUAUGAAAUUGACAUGGUGAUGGUCAUAUUGUUGCAUUGUUAUUUCGUAAUGAACUCGCUAGACACAGCUAUAGUAAUUUUAGCUAAGUUGCCUUAUUGGCAAUUUUAGUAAAUCUGGGGCCAUCCUUAUAGCGCCUACGUCACUCACUAUUGAGAGUAGUGUGUCGAUUUUAAAGAUUUUCUUAUGCAUGUGUAGACUUAUUGGGGGGGGGGGGGCCCUCGGCGGAAAGGAAAUAAGUUUUUUAAAAAUUCGACAAUAUUUAUCCUAAAAUCCAAAAAAUUUUUUUUUUUCCCAAAGUAGUGUGUCGAUUUUAAAGAUUUUCUUAUGCAUGUGUAGACUUAUUGGGGGGGGGGGGCGCUCAGCAGAAAGUACAUAAGUUAUUUAAAAAUUCGACAAUAUUUAUCCUGAAAGUCCAAAAAUUAUUUUUUUUCCCAAACAUUAUUUAAAUCUCAAAUGUUGUGAAAAUAUCAAAGUUUUGUAGGAAUUAUCAUCAUAAUGCUGCCUUGUGUUGUCACAAAUGAACUCGCUAGAUAUUGCUUAAACAUUGCUCAGUAUUAGCAGUAUUAAAGUAAUUUUUCGUCCACCCUCUGUUCAACCUACUUGUGACAUAUUUUGUUGGGCUACGCCAGUGAUUCUAAAGUUUUCAUUUCCUGGCACGUAUGCCACAUUCAGGUUUUCACCAGGUCCUGUUUUAAUUCUUACAAGAACAAUUCGAAAUAGCGAAUGCAUAAAAAAAAGGGUUUGGUAAAGUAAAUAUAUGGCAUAUUUUGGUAACUAAGACUAAGCACCCCAAGAAACUGCAAUCAUUAUUCAAGUGGAAUUAAAAUUCUGAAAAUAUGUGUAAUAUUUCGCAACGCCCCUGUGAGCAAGCAGCUGAGUACGAGGGUAAACAGGUCUGUUUUUGUAGUUAUUGAGGGAUGUGCGCGUGUUUUUUUUUAAUAGGUAAUUAAAGGUUAAUUCUGUAACUGCCUGUGAACUUUGUUUAUACCUGUAAUAGCAAAUUAACAAUUUCUUUUCUAGGCAGCUUUCCGUGAACCUCGUUUGUUGGUGGUUACUGAUCCCCGUAUUGAUCACCAGCCUGUAACUGAGGCCUCUUAUGUCAAUAUCCCUGUUAUUGCUUUCUGCAAUACUGACUCACCUCUGCUGCAUGUGGAUAUUUCUAUUCCAUGCAAUAACAAAGUAAGUUUAUGAUUUCAUCACUUUUUUUCCCAGCUUACAGUGUAAAAUAUAUUGGUUGGCGUGAAUGCACUUCAAGAAUAGAGCUGAUUUUAUAAAUGCAUCAAGACCCUUUUGUUUUUGUUGCAUAUGGAAGUGAAGUUAUGAAUAUAGUCAUUGAAUUUUAAGCUGAUGAUACUUGUGUGGUGUUGUUUCCCUUUAGCUAAGAAUUCAAGUGGUUAUGAAAGGUUAAUGAUUGAAGCUAAGUAGAAGUGAUUCCAAUUUGUGUUUUGAUAUAGUGUAUGUUGAGUUUCAAAUAAGUUUUAAAUAACGAUGUCUUAACAAAAAGUGAUAAAUUUACUUUCAGGGUCCCCAAUCCAUUGGGUUGAUGUGGUGGCUCUUAGCUCGUGAAGUACUGCGUCUUCGUGGUACAAUCUCUCGUGACCACAACUGGGAAAUAAUGCCUGAUCUCUUUUUUUACCGCGACCCAGAAGAGGUUGAGAAAGAAGAGAAGGAAGCUUUGGAAAGAGCUAAGGAAGAGAUCCCUGUACCUCAACAAGAUUGGAACCCAGAUGCUGGUAAAGAAAAAUAACAUUUAUGUGUUUCUAAAUGUCUUGUUCUUGUUUUAUUGAGCUCAAAGGAGCCGUGAUUCAAAAGUUUAGUCAGAAUCAAAAAUUUUUAAAACAUGUUACUAGUGAUGGGACGAUAAUCGAAAUAUCUGGAUUUUUCCAAAGUAUCAGGAAUCGGAGCUGAAUAAUUCAGACCCGUUUCCGAUACCAAAAUGAUUCUUAACUGAUUAACUGCCUUGUAAGCUGGUGACAGCGCAAAGUUUGUUUCGCGUUAUAAUCAUUUUGUUCCGAAAUUUUUAAUUACCGGCAGGAAGUUUAUUUCAAACCACAUGUUAUCAGCAAAAUGUAAACAAUCUUUAAAAAUUUUGGUAUCGUCCCAUCACUACAUGCUACACUUAUUAUUAGAUUAUUUUAGUUUUAUAAAUUUUUAUAUCCAUUUGUUUAUUUUGGGAUGUUGAAUUGUGUGACAUAAGCCAGGUCGGUUUAACAAUGACAUUUCCAGCUGUCAUAGAAAUUGGGUCUUGCCUGUCCACAAGUUGUUAUAAUUCUAACAUGGACCAGACAUGAAAAGAAACUGGUCAUUGAUUUGUACUGGUGUGUCAAAGAAUUUAGAUGUUAAUUUUAUUAAUUUGUAAUUUUUUCCAUACCAAUAAUUUAAAGUGCAUUGUCAGAUUGUCUUUUCAUUUAGAUGGUACACAGCUUGUAAUUUGUGAAAUGUGUUCACGAUAUAUAUGAUAUAAAUAGCCUUUGUAUUUACUUCUUAUCUUGUUCAGGUAUUGUGGGAUCAGCCGAUGUCGGUGACUGGGCUGCAGAGGCGGUCAGUGUACCUACCGUGCCCCUAAGUGCAGCUACUUUCCCUCCUGCAACAGAGGAUAGCUGGGCUGUUCCCAAAAUGGAGGACUGGUCAGCUGAACCACCAGCACCCGCUGCCCCUGUUGAAGGUGGUGCCAGUUGGGGUGGCAGUGCCCCCGAUGAGAGCUGGAACUAAAGGCCCACUGAAGCUUUACCAGUAAAGUUGGAACUCUGUCAAUAUCAUCACACGUUGUUUGUAAUAUUACAAUUGUAUGGAAACGUUUAUGGAAUAAAUGUGAUGAACUUCA